GGUAUUAAUGUCUUUACUUUUCUUUAAAAUUUGUUAUAGUGGCAGUAGUGGAAAAUAGUUCCCUGGCUUUCCCUUAACAACGAAUUCGUUAACUAUCAACUGCAGGUCCUCUCAAACAUCAACAAAUCAGAGAUGUCCAACCAAAUAAAAGACGUGAAAUCAAUUUACUUGCUGCACAACAGCAUGGCCUGUUUGCUGAAUGCUUUAGUGGGAAAAUAUACCGUGAUAGAUCUACGAAACGAGUCGUCCGUGCAUGGCAAAGUCGUCGAGGUAGAUGGUUAUAUGAACACAGAACUAGAAGACUGCACGUUCCAAAAUGCAAGAGGCGAGCUGCUUCCUUUUGAGACAUUCUUCGUGAGAAGCAGAAAUAUCAGAUAUGUCCAUGUGCCAUCUGAUUGUACCGCUCUGGACUUGCUACAGGAGCAACUAAAGCCAAAGUUAAAGAAAGUAAGAAGUGAGAAAAAGAAAUUAACAUUUAAGAUGAGCAGAGCGAGGAAAUACCAGAACCAAAUUCUAACGGAACUAGCGCAAAAAUCAUAACAAUUUCUAAUUUUUAACAAAAAACAUUUUCUAUUAUAUAAAAAUAAAACAUUUAAUUUUGUGUACAGAAAAUGUUUCUAUAACAGUAGUGGAACUGCAAUGUGAUAGAGCUAUUGAUAAUAGUUGUAUUACUAUAGAUGACUUAAACUGGGAAACAGUGAUGAUGAAUUUAAUGGUGAUUUAAAAAUUAUUAUAUUGAUAAACUAAUUUUGGAGGAAAAAUUCAUUCAAAUAUUGUUGUGUUUAAAGAUCUAUUACUAAACACUUGCACUAGUACUAUCAUCAACAAUAUUCAUUUGUAAAUGAUCAUCUAUGAGGAGGAAGCAUGUGGAAAACACUGGAAAGAUUGUAUAGCCCAUACACGAGUAAACAAGGAUAAUCUAUGAGCAUUGUCUGGAUCUAGAGCAUCUUUGAAGUUAUUAUUAUAUAGUACUAUUCGUAAAUAAAAACAUAUUUUUAAUUUAUAUAUAUAUUUUUAUAUAUUCAUAAAUUUGCACUUAGCAACGCGGUGUGGGCCAAAUUAAAAAAUUGUUUAGAAUCCUUGAAUAGUAAAACUAACUGAUCUGAUGUGUAGAGCCCACAGUUUACGAACCACUCUUACAUAACAACCAGAUCGUUAACAUUUAAUAUUAAUACCAAAAUAUGCAAUUGCAUUUUGUAAACAUUGUUUAGUUUAUAACAGAAACUAUAUUAUUGUGUUACAAAACGGUAACUCCAUUAUUAUUUUUUUUUUGUAUGUUAAAGUUACUGUUAAAUGGAAUAAUGAAUGGAAAUUAAACAAUAAAUUGGAUUGAAAUGAAUUGUUAUUUAUUCUUCUUUUAUUUUACGCGUCUUGCUUAGAGUUUAGAUAUAUAAUUGAAAUAAUAAAAAAAAAA
Molecule: messenger RNA, 1414 nt
Organism: Nicrophorus vespilloides
Lineage: Eukaryota; Metazoa; Arthropoda; Insecta; Coleoptera; Silphidae
Gene: Lsm10
Product: U7 snRNA-associated Sm-like protein LSm10
Exons: 3
Coding region: 133-540 (135 amino acids)
Biological process (GO): mRNA 3'-end processing by stem-loop binding and cleavage
Cellular component (GO): cytoplasmic U snRNP body; nuclear body
Molecular function (GO): U7 snRNA binding; histone pre-mRNA DCP binding
Source: RefSeq, a predicted model, not a curated record